Messenger RNA from Rodentolepis nana, 1551 nucleotides. The record is from the annotation of a GenBank genome assembly. NCBI's taxonomy places the organism in Eukaryota, Metazoa, Platyhelminthes, Cestoda, Cyclophyllidea, Hymenolepididae.
AUGUAUCUAUUCCAUUCAACAGGUGAAUACUUCAUGGAUGUUGCGAAACACGACGAUGACGAGGGCUCUGAACUUUUUGGAAUUCCCUCCCAAUCACAGAAUUGGAAUGCUUGUCCAAACCAAUCCUUGAAUGCUCCUAUAGCAGGCCAUAAUAUUCCAAUUUCAUCCAGUUUUCCUGACUCUCGUUUUCUAAGACUCUCUGGUGACUUUCAAGAAACAGAAGAUCUGCAAACGUCAUUCGGUGACCUCAACACACCAGAAGGUGCCUCCCCUGAGCAAUAUUGCUUCAGUCGUCCGGUAGAUAAGGUUGCCACUCCUUUAGACGACUUUGAAGAGGAAAAUGGCUUUGAUAGUGGUUUAGGUUCUCUCCAACUUACUCCCACAGAAAUUGAUUCAGAAGGGAUUUGUGGCAGCAGUUCUCCACAGUCAGCUCUGUUUAGGCGAAAUCUAGCUAAAAAACCCAAAAUGGAAUACGAAGGGCACAAUUUUGCGUCUAGCUUCAACCCUCAAGUCUCGUCUCAACAGCAUUUGCAACUUAUGGUUGAAUACAAGGCUCCCAAAAUAGGUAGGGAGGGGGGCGUUUUCGAUCAUCAUAGAGCCGAUUCAAGAGCAUCUUCUAAUUCCGCUCAAGAUGCAUCCUACAUGAAUGGUGUUCGACCGUUAACUCAAACUUAUGGCCUGAUAAGUAGAAAUAGACCGAAUUUACUCUAUCAUCAAGUUCCCUCAACGCCUGCUUUUGCAAAGCCUUCAAUUUAUCAAACAUCCUCGUCGAAUAGCACAUUUCCUUCAUCCUCUUCAUCUUCUUACCUUCAUGAGAUGUCUCGAUCUGCGCCUUCUCCUGUUUCUCAUCGCAAUCUCAGCAAACGCCUGACUCAACAGGAAGCAAGUGAAUUUCUCUCUUGUUCUGAAGGAGGAAAUUGGGACGAGAAUUUUGAUGAUAUUGACAGUUUCGGUAUAGAGACAGACUUCGAUGAUACUGUCUUACCGUCAUCUGUUGAACGGUCAUCACCACAAGUGUCUCCUUCGCAUGGUAGAUAUCGAAAUUAUCAGUCUUUCCCUCUCAGACGAGGCCAACAUAGUCCUCUGUCUGGAACAAAUCGCCAAAGAUCUAGAUCUACUGUAUUGUCUACAGCUUCGAUCGAAAGACCAAGGAAAGUAGGAGCACCUCGUAAUGGCGGAAGAAAGCGCAAUCUGCUUAACUUUAUCCUUGAACUUCUGACAACUCGUCAGAACUGCGUCGAAUGGGUUGAUAAACCGAAACAGGUCUUUCAAAUUGUAAAUCCCGAUCAACUAACUCGACUCUGGGGCGAGCACAAAAAUAAUAUCAAAAUGAGCUUCGAUUCACUCUCAAGGAGUCUGAGGCUCUAUUACAAGCCCGGAAAAUUAGAGCGCAUUCCAGGAACCAGACAUCAGUAUCGACUGAUUCAUAAGCCCCCAGAGCGUUCUGAUCUCCUUUGUGAAUCCCCAUAUGAAUGCAAUUCAGAUCAUAGAAAGUCCAACGCUUCCAUGAGUUAUUCCAACUCGUUUAAACAGCAGUCCAGUUUCCAGUAA